UGUAAAGUAGAAACGUAUAAGAUAAGGCAUACAAUUCAUCAGAAAUCUUCUGCAAGUCUAUUAAGAAAUGGUAAUGAAAAAGCUCAUUAGCAUUUAAAUCGUCUUUUUUAUCAUAAGGUCUUGGAAUUCAUAUUUCAUAUAUGAACUGUUGAUAAAAAAGAUAAUCUCUAAAAUAUAUUCAAUCCGAAAAUUUACUUGAGCCAAUUUAUCAUCUCUAACAGUUCUUAAAUUAUGCAUACCUCACAAAUACCAAAAGCUGAUAGUUGGAGUACAGUUAGUAGUGUGAGUUCACAGAGUGACGAAACUAGUUUUGCUAGCAGAAUACAUGUAAAAUUUAGGUUAGGUUCUGAAGAAGAUAGUCCUUCAGAUAUCAGCUAUUCUGAAAGAAUAAAAUGCGAAGUGGAUCAGCUGUCUCAUUCCGUAUCUCCUAAAAAACAUAGAUUCAAGGAAAAAGUAAAAGAAAUAAUAAGACAUAAAAAAUCGUCUGCUAAAGAUGAAGAAGACGAAAUUAUCAAUGCAAAAAACAUCAGAGAAGUGACAGAAAAACUAUUGCGAAAGUCAUCAGUCUACGCUGUGUCUCAAGUUGGCCAUUCAAAAUCCCCCAUUCGAAAAAUUUUGUGGGUGUUAGUGCUUAUUGCUGGACUCUUGGGCUGUAGUUAUCAGAUUUAUCGUUUCCUAUCAUUAUACUUCCAGUAUCCAGUUGUGGUUAAUCUAGAAAUAGAAAAUAAAUGGAGUUUGAGUUUUCCUGCGGUUACGUUAUGUAAUUUGAAUCGUAUGAAAAAGAAACACCAACGAUGUAUGGAAAACAACAAGUCUUUAGAAAACUGUCAAGGUGGAUAUGGAACAGCGACUGCUUCUGGAAGUUCCAUCUCAAUAUCCGAAGGGCGAGCGAUCUCAUCCUGCUCACAAUUAUUUACUGGUACUUAUGACAGUACAAGAACUGAGUUGAUGGGGUUUCUGGCAAAGUAUUCGGGUAUGAGCGAGGAAAAACGGAAAGCAUUUGGAAGUCAACCAGAAGACUUUAUACAGUCUUGUUCAUUCAAUGGUGAACUUUGCUCUGCAGCUGAUUUCAAGUCUUUCUCAAAUUUAAAAUACGGGAACUGCUUUAUGUUUAACAGGGUUAAUGAAAGUCAAGAAAAAGUGUUGAAAACUUCUGCUAUAGGAUCCAGGUCGGGCUUAGAAGUCAUACUCGACCUAGAUCUCCACGAGUAUUUACCAGUUACAUCGAGUGUUGGCUCCAGAGUCAUAAUUCAUGAUCCAAAAGAAGAUCCCACUCCAGAAGAAGACGGCAUAAAUAUAAGUCCUGGCUUCGAAACUGCUUUAUCAUUAAAACAAAGUGCUAUUAAAAGACUUCCAUAUCCCUACAGAGACAAUUGUGCUGACUAUAUGUCGCCGAAUAAUCCCUAUGGUAGCAGUGUAAGCAACUGUGUACGAUCGUGUAUUCAGAAACAAAAUUUUGCUGAGUGUGCUUGUGUGGAUCCUACGCUUGCAUAUGCUAAUGAAUAUAAACAUUGUAACAUGACCGAUAAAACUGACUCUUGUUGUCUUGAUAAUGUUCUAGAUUCGUUAGUAAGUGAAGGAUUACCUUGCGAAUGCCCACUUCCUUGUUUUUCUUUGAAUUACGACAUCCGUUCUUCAACAGCUGUUUGGCCUUCUGAAGCAGCGUAUUUCAAAUACAAAACUGGAAUAAAACAGGAAGACUUAAUACAUUUGAAUUCUUAUCGGAAAGGUCUAGCUAAACUUAAGGUAUUUUAUUCAACACUUCAGAGAUCUACCUACGAGCAAAAGCCUAUGUUUGAAGAUUCAGAACUUUUUAGCCACCUUGGUGGCGAGUUGGGAUUAUGGCUAGGACUGUCUUUAGUAGCAGUGUUUGAAUUAGUAGAAAACUUGUUAUAUUUAUGCAAGUAUUUUAUUGCUAAAUCAACAGCAUCCCGUAACCCUCAUCAAUAAAUCUUUUCGAGGGCACAGAUGAAAACAUUUCUACAUAAAUUUGAAAUAUUAUAUUUUCUAAAUGUACUCUACUUCCUUUCACAUUUGGCAUUUGAAAUCUGUGAAUCAUAAAAUCUGUUUUUUCAUUCUUAUGCUUUAUGAACGUUUUGCUUUAACUACAACGUAAAGGAAUUGUAUAUAAGGAGCGGAAGUGUUAUGCCCAUUAGGGGUUCGAAGUGGCCUUAGGCAGAAUUCUUCAAAUAUAUUUCCUAAUUUUUUUAUGUAAGAAAUAUCUUUAUCGAAGUCCUUUCAAAACUUUUGCGCCAUGCUACCACAUCAUUCAUUAUCUUUUGAAAGUGUUGCAAAUGCAUGAAAUAUAUAGUGUUUGAUUUUUCCUGAACACAGGAUCACGGAGGCUGUCUUAAAGCGUACCUGUUCACUAAACAUAAGAUUUCAAAAUUAUAUUUAAAAUUUAACUAAUUUAUGAUUAAUUAACAGGUGAGUGAUUUUAAAAUAACAAAUGUAUGUCUUAAUAUGUUAUAUCUUUUUUAUGGUGUAAUUAGAUUCAGAUUUAAAUAUAUUUAAUGUGUAAUAUGUUCAACUGUUAGGUUUUAUGAUCUUUUCAGGAUUACUUUAAUUCGUGAAAGAUGCUUCUAAUGCCAUAUAUUACGUACAUGUGCAAAAUUGUUUGGAUUAAAAUUUUUUUAGUAAUCCUUUUAGUAGAGUUCAGUAUAAAAUUUGUACAUUGAAUUUUAAGAAGUGUAAGAAUGAAUUUCAGAAAUAUUGUCAAUUUGGUAAUAAUCGCAAAAAAAAUCUACAAGACAAAUUAGAAACUUUAAAUUCAUUAUAAGCUUGCUGAAUUUAUUAUGAAAUUGCAGAAUAAUUUUCAUUAUUUUUAAGAUAAUGACCUAUAUUUAAGGAACCUUUUUGAUAAACUGUAUUGCUAGCGUUGUUUUUAUCUUACCAAUAUGUUGCUGCUUAAAAUGUGAAGCAGGUAUUAUAAUAAUAGAAAAUGUAUAAUGAAAGUAAAACCAACGAAAUUGUUUUUUCCAAUUUGCAUUUCAUUGUAUAAUAUUCAGAUAGAUUAUCAUUGAAAAAUACACACGGAAGAUAUAUUUUGAAAAAGAAUGUAUAUAUUAACAUGUAUAUUAUUUAGUUCAUAGAUCUGAGUGAUUCUACUUACAUUAUGGUGAUUCAUUCUUUCGUGUUAUUUAAGACACAUGUCCUAGCCAUUCUGAAGACAAAAUUAAAAUUCAGAUUUAGAAUGAUAAAA
This is a messenger RNA of Stegodyphus dumicola, 3202 nucleotides long. Its product is annotated as epithelial sodium channel subunit alpha-like. Gene Ontology annotation, biological process: sodium ion transmembrane transport. NCBI's taxonomy places the organism in Eukaryota, Metazoa, Arthropoda, Arachnida, Araneae, Eresidae. Gene Ontology annotation, cellular component: plasma membrane. Gene Ontology annotation, molecular function: ligand-gated sodium channel activity. The record is from RefSeq and is a predicted model, not a curated record.